Cutaneotrichosporon oleaginosum is the source of this 2069-nucleotide messenger RNA. RefSeq lists its product as uncharacterized. NCBI's taxonomy places the organism in Eukaryota, Fungi, Basidiomycota, Tremellomycetes, Trichosporonales, Trichosporonaceae. Gene Ontology annotation, biological process: carbohydrate transport; transmembrane transport. Gene Ontology annotation, molecular function: carbohydrate:proton symporter activity. The record is from RefSeq and is a predicted model, not a curated record. Gene Ontology annotation, cellular component: membrane.
ACCGUCUGCGCCGUGCCGAGACAGCGUCCAAGUCUCCCGCCGGGGCUUCUGAAAUUUGGCUCCAUGCGGCCCUGCACCAAGGCCGUACCAAGAACAAGACGUCGGUGGCUUCCCUUACCGCCUGUCUCCGGAUCGAUGCUGUUCGUCGCCAGAUCGCCUGAUCGACCAGCUACCAGCUAGCUCCCAAGCCCGCCGAGCCCGCUACCGCUCAUCCAAUGCGAGGAGCCGGACGCUUGUGGUCUCAGCCUCAGCCCAAGGCUGCUAGGCUCAUGCAUGCUCGCUCCUCAACCUCCUGCUUGGCCUCCCCCACCUUCUACUUCCCAUCCUCUUUCUAUAUAGGCGAGUCCCGCGUUCCCAUCGCGCCCCCCCACCGUGCUUUUCCAGUUCAGGCGCUUCUCAAAAUGGUCAAAACACACAUCCUUGAUGUACCGAAUAACACACAUCCGACAUGGUACAAGGACAAGGGACUGCGCAAGAACGUCUACCACUGCAUGGGACUGUGUCUUUGCGUCUUUUAUCUAGGCUAUGAUCAGAGCCUGCUCGCGUGUCUCCAAUCCAUUCCACAGUGGGACGAGUACUUUGACAACCCAACAGGCACGACGCUCGGCCUCAUCUCAUCGGCGCUCUACUUCCCUGGCAUUCCCGCCGCGUUCGUCGGCUCAUGGAUUAGCAUGAGGUUUGGGCGCAAGCCCGCGGUGUGGACGGGCUCGGUGCUCAUUAUCAUUGGCGCCAUCGUCAACGCACUCUCGCGCAACCAAGGAGAGUUCGCGGGCGGCCGUGUCAUUCUGGGCGCCGGCGGCGCCAUCACUAAAGUGGUGGCUCCAGCACUGCUCCAGGAGAUCGCGCACCCCCGCCUCCGCCCCGUCCUUGCCUCGAGCUAUUAUGGCUGGUUUUUCCUCGGUGCUAUCGUCGCGGGUUACCUCUGUCUCGCGGGCCUCUACAUCCCUGGCACUUGGAGCUGGCGCCUGUCGUGCAUCGCGCAGAUUGCGGCGCCAAUCGGCGUGCUCCUCAUCUCACUGUCGAUGCCCGAGUCGCCCCGCUUCCUGGCCAACAAGGGCAAGUACGACGAGGCACUGGCCGUCUUGGCCAAGUAUCACGCGAACGGCAAGGAGGACGACCCGCUCGUGCAGCUCGAGUACAAUGAGAUGGUGCUUGCGCUCGAGGCCGAGGGCGGGGAGAACAAGUCUGGCUUCCGCGACUUUUUGCGCACAAAGGGCAACCGCCGCCGCCUGAUGAUGAGCCUCGUCAUGGCUUCAGGCACUAACUGGAACGGCUCGGGUCUCGUUGGCUACUACCUCACGCCGAUCCUCGAGUCUGUCGGUAUCUCGGACCCAAUCAAGACGAUCAACUUGAAUAAUGGCAUGAACAUGUGGAACCUCGUCGUGUCCGAGGUCGCCGCGCUCUACGUCGAGUCCGUCAGUCGCCGCACCAUUUUCUUCAUCUCGGGAUGGGGUAUGGUCAUCACCAUGGCGCUCGUUGGUGGCUUCUCGGCCGGAUACGAGGAGAAGGGUAAUGUCAACCUCGGCAUUGCCUCCAUCCCCAUGCUCUUCCUCUACUACGGCUUGUACGACAUUGCGUGGAUGUCCAUUCCAUUCCACUACUGCACCGAAAUUCAGCCCUUCCAUCUGCGUACCAAGGGUCUCGCCCUUUUCGUGGCAAUGCAGACGGGCUCCAACGCUUUCAACCAAUUCGUCAAUCCCAUUGCGUUCGAGAAGAUUACAUGGAAGUACUACUUUGUAUACGUGGCGAUCAACCUCGCGUACAUGGCCUACUUUUACUUCUACCUCAUCGACUCGCGGAAUCUCUCGCUUGAGGAGAUCACGUUGCUCUUCGACUACCCCGUCAAGGAGGCGCGAGAGCGCGCCGCUGAGGAGAUGGAGAGCCAUGUGCGCGCCGGGCUCCUCCGCCGCGGGUCGACGGCGGCUGCCAUCAACGCGCUGUACCGCGGUGAGAGCAACGCAGCGUCUGUGUCGUCGCUCCGCCUGGACAACCGGAAUAGUGUAGGAGAGAAAGCGUAGCGCCUGUUCCGGCUCUAUAGUUGUGUCUUCAUGUAAGCUCUGAUUGCUCUG